This is a messenger RNA of Homarus americanus (American lobster), 2564 nucleotides long. RefSeq names its product alpha-1,6-mannosyl-glycoprotein 2-beta-N-acetylglucosaminyltransferase-like. Gene Ontology annotation, cellular component: Golgi membrane; Golgi stack. Gene Ontology annotation, molecular function: alpha-1,6-mannosylglycoprotein 2-beta-N-acetylglucosaminyltransferase activity. The record is from RefSeq and is a predicted model, not a curated record. The transcript has 10 exons. The coding region runs from base 348 to 1769 and encodes 473 amino acids. Lineage: Eukaryota; Metazoa; Arthropoda; Malacostraca; Decapoda; Nephropidae. Gene Ontology annotation, biological process: oligosaccharide biosynthetic process; protein N-linked glycosylation.
AACAUAUUUUUUAAAGUGAUAAGACACUCGAGUAAGUAUAUGAUAAGUUAAGAUGUUAAUAUUUAGUAAGGGUUUGUGUGCUUGUUUACUAUAAGGAAGAGGAUGGCUUACUACCCGGACCAUCACCUUAACCACAUCACCAACCUGUCCAUUAACUGGCAGUGUUGAAGAGUUAAUUACAGGCAGGAAAAUAUAAAUAUACAAGGAUGGGUGAGGCGGCUUCCUGGGGUGUGGGAGUGUUCUAGUCAGUCUACAGCUCCUUAGACUCUAUGGUAGUAGUCAUGUCUCAUCCCAUACACGUUAUUAAUUGACCUCCCUCUCAUGUAUAAUAAGGUGUGUUGGUUGUGAUGCGUGGUGGAGGGUGGGCCCGGGCAGUACGGGUGGUGGGCGUGGUAGUUUUGUUGUGUGUGGCAUGGCUACAACUUGCACUCCCUCCGCUACCACAUGAUCCACAGUCUGUCCUCGGGGGUAGUGCUCGAGAAACUCCUGAGUUAGAUCCAGCCCUCAAUUUCCAACGAAACCCCUCUUCAAAGUUCCUAAAGUCUAAGACACAAACUUCAAGUUCCUCCUCUGGCUCAAAACUAUCUGCUGAGCAAAUAUUGGAGAUUCGUGAACAGAUUCAACUUCGCAGUGGUAAUGAAACCGUUUUAAAUGAAGAGUUAUUUGGACCAGUACAACCUGACACAAUUGUUAUUGCUGUCCAGGUGCACAAUCGACUUGAGUACUUGCGGCACCUCAUUGUAUCCCUUGCUCAGGCCCGGGAUAUUGAUUCUGUACUUCUGAUAUUCUCUCAUGAUUACUUUGAUGAAGAUAUCAACCAGUUAAUCACCACCAUUGAUUUUUGUAAGGUUAUGCAGAUUUUCUACCCACAUUCACUACAAACUCACCCACAUAGCUUCCCUGGGGAGUCACUAGGGGACUGUCCUAGAGACACUAAACCAGAGGAAGCGGCACAAAGUAAAUGUGUCGGCACACCAGACUUAUACAAACACUACCGAGAGGCACGCUUCACACAGACUAAACAUCACUGGUGGUGGAAGGCCAACAAAAUUUUUGAUGAUGUGUGGAUCUUGAAGAACCACACAGGAUUGGUGCUAUUCUUGGAGGAAGAUCAUUAUGUGGCUGAGGACUUCUUGCACAUGUUGCGACUUCUGGCUGCUGCCAUUCCCCGAGCCUGCUCCAAAUGUUCACUCAUUACUUUAGGAAACUAUCUUAAAAAUUAUAAUUUCCACACCGAUGCAAGAAAGGUUGAAGUGACUCAGUGGGUGUCAUCAAAACACAACAUGGGAUUUGCCUUCAACCAUAGUGUGUGGCAGCAGAUAAAGGCUUGUAGUACUAAGUUUUGUGAUCAUGAUGACUACAACUGGGACUGGUCACUGCUUCAUGUCAGUAACACUUGUUUGACACAGAAGCUGCACACACUUGUUCUUCGUGCACCUCGAGUCUUCCACAUCGGAGAAUGUGGUGUACACCAUAAAAAAAAGGAUUGCAGCUCCCGUGCAGUUCUUAUCAAGGUGCAUCGAGCAUUGCAAGCUGGACAACGCACACUUUUUCCACGUCAGCUUGUGGUUGUUCAUACUCCACCAAAAAAGGUUAAGAAACAUAAAGGCAACGGUGGUUGGGGUGACAAACGUGACCAUGCCCUCUGCCGAUCAUUCAGUGUAUCAACCUCCCCGGAUAGCAACAUAAUUAAUAGCCUAGUCAUUAUGGGUUCAAUGGUCAGUAAUAGCUCAAUAAACAGCAGUACACUAGUCAGAAGUGGCUCUUGAUUAUGGUAUUGCAAAAUUUUUAUACUGAUGUAGAUGAGGCAAGUUAUCAGUGAAGGUGACCUUGAGCCCAGCUCCAUCACUCGUAUACAAUUCUUUACAUACUUUACAGGUCCGUAUCUCUCUUUAUCUUUGUCCAUACAAAAAUUUAUUUAAUUGUUCUCUCCUGUGGGUGAAAGGUUCAAGGUGGCUUCACUAAUGAAUUUAGUUUUAAUGAAAGAAACCAUAUAAUGACAUGGUACCAGAUAUUCUCGACAAUCGACAUGGAUACAGCUGCUCUGAUUAAUGAGUAGUUGUCCAUUAAUAUUUGCUGGCUUAUGCACAACAAUAUUUUAAAGACAUAUUCAUGUAAAGUUCAUAUAUAACUCCUGAAGCUAAUUAAUCAUAAUGAGUAUAAACAGUAACACUACCCAUGGAUGCCAAAGCAUCUUGCUUUUAAAAUGUUUUCUUUUCAUAAUUGGUUGACAGUGUAUCAAUUGGAAACUAAUUUUGUGAUUCUACAAAUAUCAUCAAGACGUCAUGUACGAAGCAGUUAGGAUAUGUAAUUUUUAUUAUAUAUUCUUGUUGCUCAUAAAAGGUAUACAAUAUUGAGAUUGUAAAUUUUCAUUUUUAAUGCAUCAAUGAUGUAUUGUUUUAACUUGGUUUUAAAUCAUGUGUAGUAAGUUUUAUGCAUAUUUUAGAUUUUUUUUAAUUUUUUUUAUUAAAUCUGCUGCUGUUUGUGCUUUGGAAUAAUGUGUCAAAACAGUGUACACUUCUUUUUAAUGUAUUGUGUAAUGUAUGUGCAAACUGUAAAACAUA